AUGUCAUUUUCAGAUUCUGAUUCGUCUUCUCAUGGCGGAGCCACAGAGUACAAAAUUUUCCGUCAAGUCAGCCGUGACCGGUUAUUGCACGAAAUGCUUGGAUCAACCAGAACAGAGAAGUCCAAAUCUUGGAAGGUCCUCAUCAUGGAUAAAAUAACAGUGAAAGUCAUGUCCCAUUCAUGUAAAAUGGCAGAUAUCACAGACCAAGAAAUUUCAUUGGUGGAAGACCUUUUUCGAAGGAGAGAACCAUUGCCAUCCAUGGAUGUUAUUUAUUUCAUCCAGCCAACAAAAGAGAAUAUUGUCAUGUUCUUAUCUGGACAUGGAAUCCUGGAAGGGAGCCUCUGUACAGGAAAAAUGAAUUUGGAAUACUUUCCUGCGGAUAGUCAGGCUUUUAGCACUGAUCAAGAAAGGGCAAUGGAGGAGCUCUUUGGUAAUUUUGGGAAUGCUCGCAGAUUCGAUGCUUGCUUGAACAUAAUGGCAACUCGAAUUGCCACGGUUUUUGCUUCUUUAAAGGAGCUGCCAUUUGUACGGUACCGCUCUGCCAAGGCACUGGAUGAAUCUACAGAAGCAACACCUAGUGAUUUAGUUGCUACAAAGCUUGCUGCUACUGUUUGGGAUAUAAUUUCAAAAUAUAAAUCUUCUAUUCCCAACUUUCCACAGAAAGAAACAUGUGAUCUGCUCAUAUUGGAUAGAUCUGUUGAUCUGAUUGCUCCUGUCAUACAUGAAUGGACAUAUGAUGCUAUGUGUCACGAUUUACUGAAUAUGGACGGGAACAAAUAUACGCAUGAGGUUCCUAGCAAAACUGGUGGUGAUCCUGAGAAAAAGGAGGUUCUUUUGGAAGACAAUGAUCCAGUAUGGCUUGAGCUUCGCCAUACACACAUAGCAGAUGCUAGUGAACGAUUGCACGACAAGUUUACCAACUUUGCAUCAAAGAACAAGGCUGCACAACUCCAACAGAGUGCAAGAGAGGGCAAUGAAUUAUCUACACGCGACUUGCAGAAGAUGGUUCAAGCUUUGCCACAAUACACUGAACAAGUUGAAAAGAUUUCUCUUCACGUUGAGAUUGCAGGGAAAAUUAACAAAAUUAUUAAGGAAACGGGACUUCGAGGCCUUGGGCAACUAGAGCAGGAUCUUGUCUUUGGAGAUGCAGGAGCCAAGGAUGUCAUCAAUUAUCUGAGGACCAAUCAGGAUACAACUCCUGAAAAUAAGUUGCGUUUGUUAAUGAUUUAUGCCUCUGUAUAUCCUGAGAAGUUUGAGGGAGACAAAGCUACUAAGCUAAUGCAGUUGGCAAAAUUAUCAAGCGAGGACAUGAAGGUUGUGAAUAACAUGCGGUUGCUAGGGGGUUCAUCAGAGUCCAAAAAGACAUCUAGCAGCUUCUCGCUGAAGUUCAAUGCUGCAAAGACAAAGCAAGCAGCGAGAAAGGAUCGCGUUGGUGAGGAGGAAACAUGGCAACUAUCUCGGUUCUAUCCCAUGAUAGAGGAGCUCAUAGAAAAUCUUAAUAAAGGUGAAUUACCAAAAAACGAGUAUUCAUGUAUUAAUGAACCCAUUCCAGCUCCCCAAGGGGGUAGCCUGAGAGGCAGCCGCUGUUCAUCAGCACAGACAAGCCAAUCUACCACUGCUCCUCAUUCAAUGAGAUCAAGGCGAACUGCAAAUUGGGGACGGGCUCGGCAUUCUGAUGACGGAUAUUCUAGUGACUCGGCUUUGAGAGGUGCAGCUACUGAUUUCAAGAAGAUGGGGCAACGAAUUUUUGUAUUUAUGAUUGGCGGGGCAACUCGAUCUGAGCUACGAGUUUGCCACAAGCUGACGACGAAAUUGAGAAGGGAAGUAAUCCUGGGCACUACUAGUAUCAUUGAAUCCCCACAGUAUAUUACGAAACUGAAGCUGCUGUCAGAAAAAGAACUAGCAUUGGAUGGCCUUAAAAUCUAA
Messenger RNA from Prunus armeniaca (apricot), 1926 nucleotides. Lineage: Eukaryota; Viridiplantae; Streptophyta; Magnoliopsida; Rosales; Rosaceae. The record is from the annotation of a GenBank genome assembly.